AGGUCAGAAAGCACCACCUUGAUAUUUUCAUCCUUUUUAGUGCAUAGAAAGCUGAUUCUUUUCUCUGUAGAAAAAAGCUGAGGAAAUGACACGACAUCUUCUGGAUGCUCUUGGUGAUGAUUACUCUGUUUGUUGUCAAGGUACUGCAUUUUUUCCUUUGCAGAGUUGCAUGAACCAUUCCUGUCUUCCAAAUGCAAAAGCUUUUAAGAGAGAAGAGGACAGGGAUGGCCAAGCAACGAUAAUUGCUCUCGAAACCAUUCGCGAGGGAGAUGAGGUAACCAUAUCAUACAUAGAUGAUGACCUUCCUUUUGAAGAGAGACAAGCAUCACUUGCAGAUUAUGGUUUCAAAUGCAGAUGCCUCAAAUGCUUAGAGGAAGAGCCUCAAGCUACCCUAGAACACAAAAUUUAAGAUUUACUAUCAUGAGGGUGGGCAUUGACACAACGGUAAAGUUGUUCCAUUGUGACUGGAGGUCACAGGAUUGAGUCGCAGAAACAACCUCUCUAUUUGCAAGGGUGAAGUUGCAUACAUUUAACCCUCACUAUAUCCUGCAGUGGUAAGAGCCUCGUGUGUACUAGGUACAACCUUUAGGGAGGCCAUAAGAGUGAAACAUGACUUUUCAAAGGACAAUGGUGGUGCUACAUUUGGCCAAGGAAUCUGUUGCUACCCUAGUUUAUGAAACAAUCAAUAUUUCUAAUAAAAAUGUGACACAUGUAAAUUUUGUUAUAUUAUAC
Molecule: messenger RNA, 732 nt
Organism: Ilex paraguariensis (yerba mate)
Lineage: Eukaryota; Viridiplantae; Streptophyta; Magnoliopsida; Aquifoliales; Aquifoliaceae
Source: the annotation of a GenBank genome assembly